Messenger RNA from Exaiptasia diaphana, 1529 nucleotides. RefSeq names its product signal recognition particle receptor subunit beta. The transcript is spliced from 5 exons. The record is from RefSeq and is a predicted model, not a curated record. The coding region runs from base 1 to 423 and encodes 140 amino acids. Lineage: Eukaryota; Metazoa; Cnidaria; Anthozoa; Actiniaria; Aiptasiidae.
AUGAUCACGAGAUUAGCUUUGACAGCUGUCAUAUUUGUAGUGGAUAGCGUUAAUUUCCCAAGAGAAAUCAAAGAUGUAGCAGAGCAGAUGUACGAUAUUCUUAUUAGCAAGACCAUAACACAAGCUGCUGUGCCUAUACUGGUAGCAUGCAAUAAACARGACAUGACUACUGCAAAGUCCGCAAGAGUUAUCAAAACGCAAUUGGAGAAAGAAAUCAAUACYCAGCGUAUCACUCGCUCCGCUGCACUCCAAGGUACCGAUGGCUCGUCUUCCGAUGUUUUUGUUGGUAAGAAAGGGAAAGAUUUCGAGUUUAGUCAUGUCAACCCUGUCAAAGUGGAAUUCGUUGAAUGUAGCUGUAAAGGAGAAAGCGAGGACAGACCAGAUGUCAAAGCUGUGUUAGAUUGGCUGGAACGGAUCGACUGAGUUCUGUUCGAUAUGAUAUAAUACACGCAYCAGUACUUUCGGAGAACAAUGCGUCCGCCAUCUUGAAAAGUGAGACCGGAAUCACUAUGUUGUGCCUUAGAACAGAUUUCGUAGUUUCGUAGUCAACUAAUCCAUCAUUAUAUCGUAUUAUAUUAACUUGACAUUAGCUGAGAACCUUUUAUAAUUCUUUUAGGAGUUAUAAUUUAGUGAUUCGAGUCCCACUUUUCAAGAUGGCGGACGCAUUGUUCUCCGAAAGUACUGAUGUAUUUAUGGCUUGAAUGGGUAAACUAACCGGUACUUUAGGAGAAAGCCGAACUAUUAUCUUGGCUUUUARUUCGAAAUACAAUGGAGGGACCGACUAAGUUUUACUAGAAAGCCAGAUUGACUGAGUGCAAGCACCGUGAAAAAUUAAAUGAUGUAAUUUUGUCCUGUUGUAUGCUAAUUUGGAAAUUAUGAAUGUGAUCCUAUCAUCUCGUUGUUACUAAGUACUCGGGCCCAGGCCCUAGGCCGGGGCACGAGGUAUAAAAUGCAGCGCGUAUAGUUUUUUUUUCGGGGUAUCCCAAUCUCUAUACGAAAUAUCACAUUACGAACUGCUGUAAGCAAUCGUAUCAUAGUACAGUUACUUCACAGGAGUUUUUGUAGCUAGGCCAUUGUUAUUCCAAAACAUUCAUCUGUGCAAGAGCAUGUAUAAGGACAUUGRUUUAGGUCAUAAAGGUUGGUGUAUCGAGACAAAUAGUGCAUUUUCCUUGGCGAGAUAUAAACCGAUACUUCGUAGCUGAGUGAAGCCUCAACUUGGCUGUCUGAUUUUGACUUGCAUAGCCUAGUAAAUUUUCCAAUUUGAUAAGGGAUUCUGUCUAUUCUGGAUUAAAGAAAACAAUGCUAUUCACGAAGGAGUAUUCCUAGAUGAAGAUUGAAGCGAUCAUGGUUUUAUAGAACGGGAUAACCUUCUUGUUGAGAUCGCUGCCACGGUGUCAACUACACCGACAAUUUGCGAACUGUCUGAUUUUGAUACUGAGGUAUACUUGACCUUUAAAUUACUACAACUAGAAUUAGUCCAUCCAUAUUUUACUUUGUUUUACAGUGCAAUUAUAAAUAACCAAAGACUA